Molecule: messenger RNA, 7230 nt
Organism: Mandrillus leucophaeus (drill)
Lineage: Eukaryota; Metazoa; Chordata; Mammalia; Primates; Cercopithecidae
Gene: ARAP2
Product: ArfGAP with RhoGAP domain, ankyrin repeat and PH domain 2
Exons: 33
Coding region: 268-5286 (1672 amino acids)
Biological process (GO): signal transduction; positive regulation of GTPase activity
Molecular function (GO): protein binding; GTPase activator activity; phosphatidylinositol-3,4,5-trisphosphate binding
Source: RefSeq, a predicted model, not a curated record
UCGGGCAGAGGGGCGAGGACCGAGCGCCCAAGGCUAGGAGAGACGCUGGCCCUGGGCUUCCCAGCCCCGCCUCACCUCGCUUUUAGAACUCCGCGACCCGCGCGCAAGGCUUAAGCACAUAAAGCAGUCACUGUGAAGAAAAUAACAUUUUAAGAAACUUUUCUGUCACAAUUGAUAGAGGAAAAGCCAGCAGAGAAGUGCAUCUUCUUGUGUGUGUAUCUCAUCGUGCCACUUUUUGUAACUCAACUUAGUAAUGAAGCCACCAUUAUGUCCUCAGUCAGUGAAGUAAAUGUGGAUAUAAAAGAUUUCCUAAUGAGCAUUAAUUUGGAGCAGUAUCUCUUACAUUUCCAUGAGUCUGGUUUUACUACUGUGAAGGACUGUGCAGCAAUAAAUGACAGCCUGCUACAGAAAAUUGGAAUAUCACCUACAGGUCACCGUAGGAGGAUACUUAAACAGUUGCAGAUAAUCUUGUCAAAAAUGCAAGAUUUUCCAAUAUAUGCAAAUGUUCAUAAAACAAAGAAGAAUGAUGACCCUUCAAAGGAUCACAAUGUUCCAUCUUCUGAUCAGAAUAUCUGCAUAGAACUUUCCAGUUCUAGCAGUGUUCAGAUGCCUAGCCCACCGCAGUUGGAGACUGUUACAAAAAAACUUGAAGACGAUGCAAGUGUGGAAAGAAGCCAGUAUCCUCAAUCAGAUAAUAAGCUGUCUCCUCCUAAACGCGACUUUCCCACUGCAGAAGAACCACACCUGAAUUUGGGUUCUUUGAAUAAUUCUUUAUUUGGUAGUGAAAAUAUUAAAAUAGAAUCUUUGAUUACAAAGAAGACUAUGGAUCACACAAUUGAAGAACAACAAACAGAAAAAGUUAAAUUGAUCUCAGAAAAUCUCAAUAAGCUCCCUAACGCAGACUCUGAAUGCCUUUCUUCUGUUGGCUGUUCAACAUCAGAAACGAAUUCUAGAAAUGGAACAAAUGGUUUAUUAGACGGAUCACCACCAUCCCCAUUCUUUAAGUUUCAAGGAGAAAUGAUUGUAAAUGACUUGUAUGUUCCAUCAUCACCAAUCCUAGCACCUAUGAGAAGUCGUAGCAAGUUGGUUUCAAGACCAUCUCGAUCUUUUCUGCUAAGACAUCGGCCUGUACCAGAGAUUCCAGGGUCAACAAAAGGAAUUUCUGGGAGCUAUUUUCGUGAAAGAAGAAAUGUUGCUACCUCAACUGAAAAAUCUGUGGCAUGGCAAAAUUCAAAUGAGGAGAAUUCAUCUUCCAUCUUUCCUUAUGGAGAGACCUUUCUCUUCCAGAGACUAGAAAAUUCCAAGAAGCGAUCUAUAAAGAAUGAAUUUUUGACCCAGGAAGAAGCACUCAAAGGGGAAGCAACUACUGCAACGAACUCUUUUAUCAUCAAAUCAAGCAUAUAUGAUAACAGAAAGGAGAAAAUAAGUGAGGACAAGGUGGAAGAUAUUUGGAUACCUCGAGAGGACAAAAACAAUUUUUUGAUAGACACUGCUUCUGAAUCAGAAUACUCAACAGUAGAAGAAUGCUUUCAGAGUUUAAGAAGAAAAAAUUCAAAGGCAUCUAAAUCUAGGACUCAAAAAGCAUUGACUUUGGACUCCGUUAAUAGGCACAGUUAUCCAUUAAGCUCAACAAGUGGAAAUGCUGAUUCAUCAGCUGUUUCUUCACAGGCAAUAUCUCCCUAUGCCUGCUUUUAUGGAGCAUCUGUAAAGAAGGUUAAAUCGGGAUGGCUGGAUAAACUCUCUCCUCAAGGAAAACGCAUGUUUCAGAAGAGAUGGGUGAAAUUUGAUGGCCUUAGCAUUUCUUACUACAAUAAUGAGAAGGAGAUGUAUUCAAAAGGAAUAAUUCCCCUUUCUGCUAUAUCAACAGUACGAGUUCAAGGAGACAACAAAUUUGAAGUUGUUACAACACAAAGAACUUUUGUUUUUAGAGUAGAAAAAGAAGAGGAGAGAAAUGACUGGAUCAGCAUACUAUUAAAUGCACUGAAAUCACAAUCCCUUACCUCACAGUCUCAAGGCGUUGUUACACCUGAGAAAUGUGGAUAUCUUGAAUUGAGAGGCUAUAAGGCAAAAAUUUUUACUGUGUUAAGUGGAAACAGUGUGUGGCUUUGCAAAAACGAACAGGAUUUUAAGAGUGGACUUGGUAUUACCAUAAUUCCUAUGAAUGUAGCAAAUGUAAAACAAGUGGACCGAACUGUGAAACAGUCUUUUGAAAUAAUCACUCCCUAUAGGAGUUUCAGCUUUACAGCCGAGACUGAAAAAGAGAAACAAGACUGGAUUGAAGCUGUGCAGCAAUCAAUAGCAGAAACUCUCUCUGAUUAUGAAGUAGCUGAGAAGAUUUGGUUCAAUGAAUCCAACAGAAGCUGUGCAGAUUGUAAAGCCCCGGAUCCUGACUGGGCAUCCAUCAAUCUCUGUGUUGUCAUCUGUAAGAAGUGUGCAGGCCAGCAUAGAUCUUUGGGACCAAAAGAUUCCAAGGUUAGAAGUCUGAAAAUGGAUGCUAGCAUUUGGAGCAAUGAACUCAUCGAGCUUUUUAUUGUCAUUGGAAACAAAAGAGCAAAUGACUUUUGGGCUGGUAAUCUUCAAAAGGAUGAAGAAUUACAUAUGGACUCACCAGUAGAAAAGAGAAAAAACUUUAUUACUCAGAAAUAUAAAGAAGGAAAAUUCAGAAAAACCCUUUUGGCAUCUCUCACUAAAGAAGAAUUAAAUAAGGCUCUGUGUGCUGCUGUAGUGAAACCAGAUGUUCUAGAAACAAUGGCUUUGCUGUUCAGUGGAGCAGAUGUCAUGUGUGCCACUGGAGACCCCGUGCAUAGCACCCCCUAUCUGCUAGCCAAGAAGGCUGGGCAAAGUCUGCAAAUGGAAUUUCUCUACCAUAACAAAUUCUCAGAUUUCCCUCAACACGAUAUUCAUUCCGAAGGUGUAUUAAGUCAAGAGUCUUCCCAGUCCACAUUCCUCUGCGACUUUUUGUAUCAAGCUCCUUCUGCUGCUUCUAAACUCUCUUCAGAGAAAAAACUGCUUGAAGAGACAAAUAAAAAAUGGUGUGUUUUGGAAGGAGGCUUCUUGAGUUACUAUGAAAGUGAUAAGUCUACCACACCUAAUGGCACCAUUAAUAUCAAUGAAGUUAUCUGCCUGGCUAUACACAAAGAGGACUUCUAUUUAAAUACUGGGCCCAUCUUUAUCUUUGAGAUCUACCUACCCUCAGAACGUGUGUUUUUAUUUGGAGCUGAAACAUCUCAAGCUCAAAGAAAAUGGACAGAGGCAAUAGCCAAGCAUUUUGUUCCCUUAUUUGCUGAAAACUUAACAGAAGCUGACUAUGAUUUGAUUGGUCAACUCUUCUACAAAGACUGCCAUGCCCUGGAUCAGUGGAGAAAAGGCUGGUUUGCUAUGGACAAAUCCAGUUUGCAUUUUUGCCUUCAAAUGCAAGAAGUUCAGGGAGAUAGAAUGCACUUAAGAAGACUGCAGGAGCUAACAAUCAGCACAAUGGUUCAAAAUGGGGAAAAACUGGAUGUCUUACUCUUGGUAGAAAAAGGGAGAACAUUAUACAUCCAUGGGCAUACCAAGUUGGAUUUCACAGUCUGGCAUACUGCAAUUGAAAAAGCAGCAGGUACAGAUGGUAAUGCUUUACAAGAUCAGCAGCUCAGCAAAAAUGACGUUCCCAUUAUAGUGAACAGCUGUAUAGCAUUUGUUACACAGUAUGGUUUAGGAUGUAAAUAUAUCUAUCAGAAGAAUGGUGAUCCUUUGCAUAUAAGUGAACUCCUGGAGAGUUUCAAAAAGGAUGCAAGAAGCUUUAAAUUGAGGGCUGGAAAACAUCAGCUUGAAGAUGUGACGGGUGUGUUGAAAAGUUUUCUCUCUGACAUUGAUGAUGCACUGCUUACCAAGGAGCUCUACCCAUACUGGAUCUCUGCUUUAGAUGCGCAAGAUGACAAGGAAAGAAUUAAAAAAUAUGGAGCAUUUAUACGUUCUCUUCCAGGGGUCAACCGAGCAACAUUAGCAGCUAUCAUUGAACACCUGUAUAGGGUUCAGAAAUGCUCAGAAAUCAAUCACAUGAAUGCCCAUAAUUUGGCCUUGGUCUUUUCAUCCUGUUUGUUUCAAACGAAGGGACAAACUAGUGAAGAAGUGAAUGUAAUUGAGGACCUAAUUAAUAAUUAUGUAGAAAUAUUUGAGGUUAAAGAAGAUCAAGUCAAACAAAUGGACAUAGAAAAUAGCUUUAUUACCAAGUGGAAAGACACCCAAGUUUCCCAGGCUGGAGAUUUGUUAAUUGAAGUAUAUGUAGAAAGGAAGGAACCUGACUGUAGUAUUAUAAUUCGGAUAUCUCCUGUGAUGGAAGCAGAAGAAUUAACUAAUGAUAUAUUAGCAAUAAAAAAUAUUAUUCCUACAAAAGGUGAUAUUUGGGCCACAUUUGAAGUCAUUGAAAAUGAAGAGCUAGAGCGUCCUCUUCACUACAAGGAAAAUGUACUGGAGCAAGUGCUUCGGUGGAGUUCAUUAGCUGAACCUGGCUCUGCUUACCUGGUGGUGAAGAAAUUCUUAACUGCUGACACAAUUAAACACUGCAGUGAAAUGAUGCAUGGAUAUUUAAAGUUCUAUAACCUUAAUACCAGGAAGAGUAGUAAACAUGACAAAAUGUUUUCUCUCAGUUCCGUGAAGUUUUACCGUGGAGUGAAAAAGAAAAUGAAGCCUCCAACAAGUUGGGGAUUGACCGCAUAUUCUGAGAAACAUCACUGGCACCUGUGUUGUGAUAGUUCACGAACUCAGACGGAGUGGAUGACCAGUAUCUUUAUUGCCCAGCAUGAAAAUGAUAUAUGGCCACCAGCUGGAAAGGAACGAAAACGUUCAAUAACCAAAAAUCCCAAAAUUGGAGGUUUGCCUCUGAUUCCAAUACAGCAUGAGGGGAAUGCAACCCUGGCCCGGAAAAAUAUCGAGAGUGCAAGAGCAGAACUUGAAAGGCUGCGGCUCAUUGAAAAGUGUGAUAAAGAGUCCGUGGACUCGAGCUUAAAGGAGAGAGCUUCUAUGGUGGCCCACUGCCUGGAGCACAAGGACGAUAAACUUCGAAAUCGAACCCGAAAGCAUCGGAGUUUCAACUGCCUGGAGGACACAGAGCCUGAAGCCCCACUCGGGCAACCAAAAGGCCAUAAAGGACUAAAGACAUUGAGGAAGACUGAGGACAGGAAUAGCAAGGCUACUUUGGACUCUGAUCAUAAGUUACCAUCAAGGGUAAUUGAAGAACUUAAUGUGGUUCUACAGCGGUCAAGAACCCUUCCAAGAGAAUUACAGGAUGAGCAGAUUUUGAAGUAGCAAAUAAAAUGAAUUGCUCCCCAGAUUAUUUUUUUAAUUAUUGUAUGCAAUCUUUAUGUGUAAAUCUGAAACUGAACUAUAAGAUAAUUCAUAAGAAUUUGCCUAUUGAUAGGCAAAUUUGUCUAUACUUAGGCAUUUAAGGAGCAUUUAAAAAUAUGUAUAUAUGUGAUUAAGUGUAAGAAUAACUUUAUUUUGGUCUGAACAAAGCUUGUAAAGUUCCAUUGUACUAACUUUGUGUAAGAAGACAAUGGGUUACUUAGGUGGUCAGCCCUUUUAAAGUAGUUAUCUGUUAGUGGUAUAAUUUAUGAGCAGAAAUCUCAAACUGUACUGUAUUGUAUAAAAUGCUGUGUUUAAAUGAAGUCUAAGAAACUAUCUGUAACAUAUUUUGCACUUUGAGAAACCUUGUAUAUUAAAUUACCAUAUGUUUUUAGGUUUACAGAGGGUCUACCUUAGGGAAAAGAAGGGAAGUAAAUUGAAAAGAGGGGGAGAAUGUAUUGUAGUGGUUGCCUAAAAAACACUGGAGCUUUUAAAAGAAGCAAGGAGUUAAAUGUCCUGCAAAACAAGGAAGUGAGCUAAGAUUCAUUCAAGUUCACUAAUGACCAGAACUUGUCAAUGAGAAGCCACUUGUUAAGAAAAAAGUCCGCUGUUUAUUUCCCAAGAGUAAUAUUCGGCCAACAGAUGUAAAUAAUAGCACUAGCCACUCUUAUUAAUAUUUAUAGUGUUGGAAAAUCAGCCACAUUAUAGAUUCACUACGUUUGAGCUCAUUGUUGGUGGCUGCUAAGAGGAAACUUACACUGCAUUGGAGAGGUUGUGUACACAGGACCUGGCCUGGAUGCUGAUUUCACUGUCGUUGUAUGCAAGCUUUUUUUUUUUUUUUUUUUUUUUUAAGAAUUUCUGACUAUACUUUUGGUACGAACAAAAUUCAUCACCGCAAGGUCCUGUUGUUCUGUUUGAUUUUUACGAGUUUUAUUAUUAUUUUAAGUAAGAUUAUAAUGUUUUUCUUUCAAUUCUCAGAAAUAACUGGAAGAAUACAAUAUUAUGGCCAUUAUGGAGCCGGGGGUAGUUGGUGGUUUACUGUACAUUUGGGGCUACUUGUUCACAUUUAAUCUAGGUGUUUUUUGUUUUUUGUUUUUUGUUUUUUUUUUAAAUAAAGGAGUGGUCUCUUCCCUGUACUUGUGAAUAAGGACAAAGCCCUAUUUUUGUUUCCACAUAAAGAUCAGCUACUGAAUUGGUGAUUUUCCUGACAGACAAUACUAUCUAAUCAUAGUUCAUGUUAGGGGAAGCAUUUUUCAUCAGUUUCUUUAAAAUUGGAUUAUGUUUGCUGAGUUUUGAUAUUUAACAUUAUUUUAUGUAGCUAAGCCUUUUUUUUUUUUUUUUUAGCAUUUCUUUUUUAUUCUUCAAUCUAUAUACACAGGCCCAUACUUCAGUCAGUCCAAUCAUAGUACAGUGAUGUGGUGGUAAAUGCUAUGAAUUUCUUCAUUGUAAAAUACAGAUCAUUUGUAUUUUGGGGUGAUAAAAUAGUUCACCAUUGGUAUGAGAUAUUUAUUCUUUAAAUCAAAGUAAAUUAGAAUUUUUAAAAAGCACAAAACUGCAGGACAGUUUAUGAAAUAGGUGGCACUAUUAGGGAAUCUUCCUUUAAGGCAAGAAAUCAUGUUAUUUAGAAAGAAAAACUAAUCUUAAACAUACUAUUUCUAAUAAAUAUUUAUAUUUUUAUGAAAUAAAAGGUAUGUGGACAUUAAUGUUUGGUGAUGUUGGACAGUGGAAAAGUAUCUAGAGUUUUUACCUGCCUUAUCUGAAUUUUUCUUGAAAUUUGAGCUUAAACUCUAAUAGCUGUUUCCCUUUCUAUUCUGAACAAUUGUCUCCAUUUUUCAAGUGUAAGAUAAGGGCUAAUGAUGACAUCUCAUUUAUUUUGAGUAAACAUUAAAAUUGUUUUACAAGUCUACU